Messenger RNA from Aphis gossypii (cotton aphid), 3199 nucleotides. RefSeq lists its product as uncharacterized. The record is from RefSeq and is a predicted model, not a curated record. Bases 418 to 2373 code for a protein of 651 amino acids. The transcript is spliced from 17 exons. NCBI's taxonomy places the organism in Eukaryota, Metazoa, Arthropoda, Insecta, Hemiptera, Aphididae.
UACUUUUUUGUAAAACAACUAUUUAUUUUAUUACCUAUCGUUUAUUUAGAAUCAGUAUUACAAUGAAAAUUUAAGAAUUUGACAUAAUACUUACGAGAGCCUAUUCAAUAACAUCAUAGCUUAGGUAUUUACUAAUAUAAUCAUACAAUAUGCUACCGUAGUCGACGUGUAUUUUGUCAUUUUCAAUAUUAAUAUGAUAAUAAAAUAAUAAUGUAAAUUCAUGUUAUAUUAUACUGGCUACUAAAACAAUAAAAUAUUUUUACAUCCUUUUUUAUCGUCUUAGAAACAAUUAUUUAAACAUUAUUAGUUGAUAUUUUUCAACAAAAGUAUUAACAGUUAUUAUCCGUUCUUACUAAUUUGGUAUUUAUUUCGUGAAAAAUAAUCUAUUUCAUAUUUACGAUAUUAAAUCAAAAUAAAAUGGGUUUCGCAGUUAAUGUAGAACAUCUGAUUCAAAUGGCGAUUGAUGCCAGAAAUAAACAUAUAAACCACUAUUUCUUAAUUCGACUUUUGGAAGUGGUUGUGCGCCACACAAAUUUAAAUAAAUUUUACGUUGAUUUUACCGGAAGUGACCAAAACCGUGCGCAGGACGUUUAUACUGGAAUUCAUGACUCUUUAACAAUACCACUGAACGAUGAUUUUGAAGUGACGUUUGAUGAAGAAUAUGAUGGAUUUUUACGUAUUGAACGACCACGAUCUACAUUAAAAAGAAAAGCUCGUCAAUGCCUAAAGCACGAAGAUUUUGAAGAAUCUGGAAUGUUGGAGAUGAGUGGAGAAUAUGAUGAUAACCCAACUGUUUCAAUUCAAACUCUCUCAACACAGAAAGAAGUCACCGAAGAUGCUGAAACGUAUGAGAGAUCUGUUUCUAUUGAAGAAUGCAAAAAAAAAUCAACGAAUUCAAUUGAGACUGAAGCUGCCAUGCAUGAUACGAUCAAAAUGAUGCAGGAGCAAUUGAAUGCAUUAACAUUGAGGUUCAAUGAAUUUCAAAUUACACAAAAUGUUACAACAUCGAAUUUGACGUUACCAGAUCCUGAAAACGAUCCCGAAUCAAUAAAUGAAUGCGAAGGAGAAUCGUUUGAAGCAUUAUCAAUAGAGUUCGAAUAUAAUUCAAUUUCAACAUUUUCAUCAGAACCCGAGAUAAUAAAAGAGAUAGAGGAGGAAAAACCACCAUUUAAUGUGAACACAUUUUUAGAAGAACAAAAGGAAUAUUAUAUUUAUAAUAACGAUCGAAAUGUAAUUGAAGAAAUUAUGGAACAUCUAUUAAAUGAAAAUAAAAAUCUUUGUUGCGCUAUGCAAAAAUUUAAAAAAAGCAUAAAAGAUAUUCCUAAUGAUAAUUAUAAUGAUUAUGAAAACGAAGAAAUUGACAUAGAACAAAAAUUCAUAAACUCAGACAUUGAUUCAUUGUUUACAGUUAAAAAACGUAAAUUCGAUCCAACAAAACAAGAAGAUAAUUUGAAAAGGUUGGAUAUAAGUUCCAAAGGAGAAGUAUACUUAGAUAUUUUUGGGAGAAGACAAAAGAGGAAGGAUCUAUUUUUGCCAUUGUCGAUACGAGAUUUCCGCGAAUUCGAUCUCGAUUAUAGAACAAAUUUUCAGAUUAUGCUUAGUUUUUUUGAAUCAUACAAUAAAAAAUUUGAGAAGGAUAGAAGAGAUAUUGAAGAGUUACAGAAGUCGUUUGUACAUAAAGAAAAGUACCUUAGAUUUAAAGAAGCGGUAAUGUCGACCCAUAAUGAAAUUAAAGAUCAAAUAAGAGAAUAUAUUAUAAAAGAUCCUGAAGCUAGUGGAAUUGUCAGAUUUAUAAAAGAAGGAGCAUGUAUAUCUUGUGGUAGACCCGCAAUCAUGAAAACAACUAACUCUCAUCCCAUUUAUUGCAAUAUGCCACCUAAUUCAAACGAAAAAAAAAGGAACCAAAAAAGCGAAGGAGUAAAAACCCCAAAACCAAUGAACACUUAUAAGCAAAAAGAAAGUUUUUUGAAAAACGUGCCAAUUUGUACAUCCAUGCAUAACUUUCCUGUGCCAACAACGGUGGUGCCAAAAAAGAAGAAGGAAGAGUUAGAAUACGAAUUAGAUCGUAUGAAAAAUGAUUACAAAAAUCAACCGUUGGAUGCCAAAGAUUUGAUUCUUCUAGAGAAAUUGACCAAACAAUUUAACAAAGGAGUAAAAACCCCAAAACCAAUGAACACUUAUAAGCAAAAAGAAAGUUUUUUGAAAAACGUGCCAAUUUGUACAUCCAUGCAUAACUUUCCUGUGCCAACAACGGUGGUGUCAAAAAAGAAGAUAGAAGAGUUAAAAUACGAAUUAGAUCGUUUGAAAAUUGAUUACAAAAAGUAUAAAUUCAUAUUAAUAAUAACAAUAUUAUUUCAUAAAAUACAUUUAUGAUUAAGUGAUCAAGGCGAUUGUAUUGUACACAAUGUAAUUCACUAAGCUGUUCACCUAGACAACUUAUAUUUCACUUUAAGUUAUUAAAAGACGUUAAAUCCACACGUGUUAUUUCUGUGUUAUAAACAUACAACAUACCAUAUUUUAAAAUAUUUAAAUUUUUAAAUUUUUUAAAGGGUGUCUUCAUUUAAAUUUAUUUAUUUACCUAUUGUAAGGACAGCCGUGUACAAAAAAAAAAAAAAAAAUUAAAACGUUAACCAUUAGGUAUAAUAUAAAAUAUCUGUAUCGUGGUGAGUAAUUAAUGAAAAGUAUAGUAUUACACAGUAAUAUAAAAUUUGUUAAGUAAUAAUUAAUUAAUAACUUACUAUAUUGUACUAAUAAUGUAUAUAUAAAUAUUAUUGCAACAAUAGGAUUUAGGUGAUAAUUAAAAAAAAAAAAUAAAAAAAUCGGCAAGUGGGUACCGCUCUGAUGUACAUUAGGGGGUGGGGUGGACCUCGGACUAGGGUAGAUUAAAUUUGAAUGCAAUGAUAGGUAUCAUUGUUUACGAAAAACGAUUCUGAACGGAGAUGAUUUGUCAGUCUAGAAUAUAUUAUAAUUAAAUAUUGUCAUAUAUUCUAUUUUGAAACAAAUAUUCCGAUUUCAUAAAAAUUUAAAAUUCAAACGCUCAAAACAUUUUUCCUAUAAUGACGCUUAAAAUGUUCUCUAUAGCUUUUUCAAGCAGAACUUAUGGAAAACAUAGUGUUGAUUUUUUUAACGUUAGAUAUAAAUACGAACAAUUUUAUGAAUUUUGAACUACAAAAUAAUUUGCAAAUAUUCAUGAUUUUUU